Messenger RNA from Penicillium crustosum, 441 nucleotides. RefSeq lists its product as uncharacterized. Bases 1 to 441 code for a protein of 146 amino acids. The record is from RefSeq and is a predicted model, not a curated record. NCBI's taxonomy places the organism in Eukaryota, Fungi, Ascomycota, Eurotiomycetes, Eurotiales, Aspergillaceae. The transcript has 2 exons.
AUGCCAUUCAACGGCCGCCUUCGUGUUGUCACGCCCUUGCAAGCCGAACGGAUACUAGCAGCGUAUCUCGGUUUUGACAAUGUUGUCGACCCCCAGCGGUUCGUGAUUAUGUGGCCAUGUAUUGAGGCUGCACAACUUUUGUCUGCUUUUCCCGGCCUAACUCACGAGAAUCUCGAGUUUCCGAUGAUCGAUGAAGCUAGUCAAGCAGCGGAACAAAACCCCCAAGUGGGUCGCCUCACUAAUCACAUCCAAAACCGCUGGGUCGUACGCGUGCUGAUGGUAAUGCGACACAAUAUUGGAGUUUACCAAACCAACACGCUUGAGCAGAACAGAGCUCGAGCUGCCGCAGUGAUCAAUAACACAUCAGCUACCCUCUGGAUCCCGGACCACAUCCUGGAGGAAGAUGAAUUCCCUCCUUCACCGCUGUCUCUGUCUCCUUGA